Messenger RNA from Petromyzon marinus (sea lamprey), 1482 nucleotides. RefSeq names its product lysophosphatidic acid receptor 6-like. NCBI's taxonomy places the organism in Eukaryota, Metazoa, Chordata, Hyperoartia, Petromyzontiformes, Petromyzontidae. Gene Ontology annotation, cellular component: membrane. Gene Ontology annotation, molecular function: G protein-coupled receptor activity. The record is from RefSeq and is a predicted model, not a curated record. Gene Ontology annotation, biological process: G protein-coupled receptor signaling pathway; behavioral response to pain.
CCCACCAAUCCACCCACCAAUUCACCCACCCUCCUGCCCGCCCGCCUGCCCGCCCCACCUCCGGCUCAUCAUGCCCGGCGGCCCCUCCGCGGCCGCAGAGUGAGAGCCAAAAAAACAAAACAACAAACGCCCCACACACACACCCCCCCCCCCCCCCCCGGCCAAACAAACCCCACCCCCAAACCACCGAUGGAGAACGCGUCUCUGGCGUGGCUCGGCGCGGAGGCCCCGUCCUCGGCGGCCCCGUCCUCGGCGGCCCUGUCCGGCGCCGCCGAGGCGUUCGCCAACGGCAGCCUCGGCGCCAUCUCCUCGGCGGCCGCCACGGCCGCGGCCGCGGCCGCCACCGCCCAGAGCUGCGAGAUCGACGAGGGCUUCAAGCGCACCUUCUACGCGGCGUCGUACAGCCUCAUCUUCGUCCUGGGCCUGCUCACCAACAGCGUCGCCCUCGGCGUGUUCUGCUGCUGCCUGGGCCACCGCACCGAGGCCACCACGUACAUGUUCAACCUGGUGCUCUCCGACCUCUUCUUCAUCGCGACGCUGCCCUUCCGCGCCGUCUACUACGUGCGCGGCGGGUGGCCCUUCGGCGACUGGCUCUGCAAGCUCAGCGGCGUCCUCUUCCUCACCAACAUGUACGGCAGCGUCCUCUUCCUCACGUGCAUCUGCGCCGACCGCUUCCUCGCCAUCGUGCACCCGUUCCGCUCGCGGACGCUGCGCACGCCGCGCGCCGCCAGGGCCGCCUGCGUCGGCGUGUGGCUCAUCGUCAUCCUGGGCUCGAGCCCCUCGUUCCUGCUCAAGACGACCAACAACGCCGGCGGUGGCAACGCCGGUGGCAACGCGUCGUCGCCCGACGGGCCCCGGACGUGCUUCGAGAACUUCCCCACCAACACGUGGAAGAGCUUCCUCUCGUCCAUCGUCAUCUUCAUGGAGGUGGUGGGCUUCCUCAUCCCGCUCGUCGUCAUGGUCUACUGCUCCUGCAUGAUCCUCAAGACCAUCAACGGGUCGCGGGGCCUCCAGCGGAGCCCCUUCGACCGGCGCAAGAUCCAGCGCAUGAUCACCGCGACCGUGGUCAUCUUCGUCGCGUGCUUCCUGCCGCACCACGUGGUGCUCGUCUUCUACACGCUGGUGCGCCGCGACACCAUCACGAGCUGCGCGGCGCUGCGCGCCGUCAAGGCGGCCUACCCCAUCACGCUGUGCCUGGCAAGCGCCAACUGCUGCCUCGACCCCAUCAUCUACUACUUCACGACGGAGGCGUUCCGGCGGUCGCUGCGCCGCGGCGUCAACCGCGGCUCGUCGUUCCUCCUGUCCGAGACGCUGCGCGUCACCGAGAGCGUCAUGGCGAUGGCCGGGGAGCGCGCCGGAGGGGUCAACGGCAGGGCGAGCCUCACCAGGCAGCAGAGCCAGAGCCAGAGCCAGGUGUGACGGACGUGGGGGGGAGGGGGAGGUGGACGAGGAGGGAGGAGGGAGUUGACGCACCUCCGCUUA